AACGGAUUCCUUUCCUUCGAUACAUAGUUUCCUUAGCUAUAUGAUUACUUAGGAAAGAAGAAAAAGACAACUUAAUUUCCAGACACCACGUCGGAUCGAAUCUCGGAACCCUCGCCGCGGCCGCAGCUAGCCAUGGCGAACAAGGAAAAGUGCGUGCGUCAUCCAGCAAAUUAGAUCGUCCCGUUCCUUGUUUCCGAUCCGGCCGGCUUUUAGCCAGCAAGCUAUAUAUGUGUACCCCCGCGUGUGAGUCUUCGCUCCUUCUCCUUCUCCCGAAGGAAAAAACAGAGCCUUCACUCGUUAGUUUCCGAUCCAUACACGCCACGAUCGACCGGAACCCUCGCCGUCGCCAGCCGCGGCGGCCCUAUGGCGGACCGCACCUUCCCACGGGUGGUCUUCAAUCCCUCCACUCCGACCUAGCGCCGGCACACUAUCGCCUGGACUUCCACCUCGAACCCGCUGCUGCACUUGGACGACGAGCCGCCGCUUCUCGAUGAGCUGGACACCCCGACCGAAUCUCUUCCUCGCCGAGGCGGAAGCAACCUCGCCGCCACCGCAGCAGCCAUGGUGAACAGAUACCUCCCCUUCUUCCAAGGGGUGGUACUCAACCAGGCCACGCCGACCCACCAUCCUAUCCCCGGGAACGGGAACGUCGCCGUCAACUUCGACGAUGAGCCGCCGCUUCUGGAGGAGCUCGACAUCGACACGGGCCUCAUCUGGCGGAAGGCGGUCUCCAUCCUCCACCCGCUCCGCUCCGUGGACCCGUCCCUCCACGCGGAAGCCGAUCUCUCCGGCCCCGCGCUGAUCCUACUCUCCUUGGCGUUCUUCCAGCUCCUGGCCGGGAAGCUCCACUUCGGGAUCGUCCUCGGCUGGGCCACCGCCGCGUCAGUCUUCCUCUACUUCAUCUCCUCCAUGCUCCUCUCGCCGGGACGAGGAGGCCGUGGCGACCUCAGCCUCUACCGUUGCGCCAGCCUGCUCGGAUACUCCAUCAUGUCCAUGACCAUCUUCUCGGCGGUAUCCCUCUUCCUGCCGCGGGGCGGCGGGCUCAUCUUCGCGGUGGGCAUGGGGUUCGUGCUGUGGUCUACAAGGGUCUGCAGCAGGCUGCUGGUAGCUUGUAGCGGCCAUGGCGAUGGGCAUCGGGGGAUCGUUGCCUACCCGUGCUUCCUCGUCUUCAUGCUCUUCUCCCUGCUCGUCAUCUUUUGAUGCUAGCUGUUUUUGGCUGCAGAUCAUGCUCAGAAAUCUUUUGCCAUGUGGAGUGUACAACUGCCUUUGAUCAGUCAUUGGAGAGGUUUUGCUGUGAUGCUACAAAACUAUUGAUGAUCUACUCCGCUGGUUGUACGGCACUGUAUAUCUUUAUCUUUUUACCUAAUAAUAUAAUCUUUAUCUUUAUCUUUACCUACUAACUAGCUAAGUGUCCGUGCGUUGCCACGGAUUAACAAAUAUAUAUAUACAAAGAGAAAAUUCAUGUGACAUGAGAGUCAAAGGUCAUUUCUAUGGGAUGAUAUCUCAUGGUCAUGAUCUAGUCGAUACAUACAUCUUGUCAUUGUCUUUCUUCCACACUCCAUGUCUGAGCUACCACGCGACAUUCGACUUCCUUCUCCCACCAUGCAUGCUUUUAUCUCCUAUUUCUCCUACCUUUACCUUACACGACAGUACCAAGUUUCUUGUCCAACUAUCAUAAUCUUCUCCGGUAGGGCACCCCCUUAGAUUAUUACUGACUUGUACAUGUUGCAAAUAAGAUCAACGAAAAUGGAUACUAAAUUUCUGAUGAGAAAUGAGAAUUCAGGGCAAUAUCUUCCCAAGACAAUAAUAAUUCCAAGACAAUCUUUUUAUACCUUCUGUCAACAUUGGGACACACAUUCCACACAAUAAGCAUGCAAUGAUGUUGAUACUUGAUUAAUUGUCAUUAUAUGUCUACAGUAAAGAUAACUUUACUCAAAACCGCCUAUCUUAGCCAAAUCAACAAAUCUCUCUCAUUAAUGCAAUUUUCUUUAGAAAACAAAUAAUAGAUUCUUGCCUAUCUUAGCCAAAUCAACGGAUCUCUUUCAUUAAUGCAAUUUGCUUUAGCAAACAAAUAAUAGAUUCUUUCCUACCUUAGCCAAAUCAACGGAUCUCUCCCAUUAAUGCAAUUUGCUUUAGCAAACAAAUAAUAGAUUCUUUCCUACCUUAGCCAAAUCAAUGGAUCUCUCCCCGGUUCGCUGGGCGCGUUUCGGUGGGUGGGCGUGGGGGUGGGGGUAAUUUGAUGGAAAUAAACCGGUUGAAAAUAAACCGGUUGAAAAUAAACGGAUCCUGUCUCACUCUUCACUUUCUUUACAAUAAACUUCAGAAUAGCAAUCUUGGCGAGUGAUCUCGACGGGGUUCAAUCGGCGUGGCGCACCGCUGAUUCUUCCAGGAGUGGGUGUUGAGAGGAAGGAUCCCAAACCUCCAUUGUCAAUCGGCCAGAGCUGCAUCUUCCUUUGGAUCAGAGCGUGGACGGGAUCAAGACGGUAGGGUUUGAGGAAUUUGUAGGACAUGAGGGUUUAUGGUUGGCAGCACGAGAACUCACCCAUAUCUUGGCAGACGGCAGGCCCGAGGUGCGGUCGUGUUCAUGCUUCGGGAGCUGCCACAUGCUGUCCUCGCCGCCAUCAGCGACACCACCGCCAUCACCUGUUGCCACCACUUCAGCGCCAUGAGCGUGGGACCGAGGGACGAAGGGAAGGGAAGGAAGUGAAUUGACGUACCUAUGUUUGGUAUAUAUCACACGAGGAAUCAAAACUGGAUGCACGUGAAAGCAUAGAGAUGGGAGAGGAGGACAGAGGAAGGGAAGGGCAAGAGGAACCUGAGGAUGUGCGAUGAAGGAGCGAUGCCAAAACAUCACAAAGGGGGACCCGUAGCUCGUCACGUAGCGCGGCCGCCUCAUUGCCGGCUGCCACCCCGCGCUACCGCCUCCGUGCGCAGGUUCCGUUCGUGGAGCGUGAGGAGCGCAUGACCUGCCUUCACCGCAGCCUGGUCCUCCCCACUAUCGUGAAGCUCGCCCGCAUCGCCGCCCCAAUUGCUCAGGAUGACGGAUGAAGAUCCUGCAACAGCGACGUGGGUGAGGGAUGCAGCCGAUGAUGGAGGGAUGAUUUUCGUGGCUAAACCCUCCCUAUCAAAAUAACUACUUAAAAAGGCAAAGAUCGAUGCAUUAGGAAAAUUAGGAUUUGGAAUUGAUUGUCAUAAAACAAAAUUUUAUUAAUUGAUAACGUGCUAUCGGUACAUGCCCGUUUAUAACGUGUCUAGUUAGGAAACUUUGGAAAAGUUAGGAAAGUUUUUAUUGUGAGGGUAAAAAAAUCAAUGUGAAGAGAUAUGGUGGUGGGAUAUGAGACGAAAAUAAACCGGACGAAAAUAAACCAGACGAAAUAUAACCAGACGAAAAUAAACCGUGGACGCAAUCCUACCAACUGCUCCAUUAGGAGUAGAGAUAAACCAGCGAUCGCUUCGUCGUCGGCUUUUUUGCACAAAACUCCCUUCGGUUCUGAGAAAUUAACCCGCAGUCCUAUUUUAAGUGGCUUAUCUAGAAAAACGUUUCGUUUAUGCAAAAAAGACCUUGUGAUUUGGGGUAUUCAACCCGCGAUCCAAGCAAAUUUGUAAAAAAAAAUACACACGACCGGGCUCGCCUCCUCUCCCUCUCGCCCACGAAGCCGCCGCUGCCCACGCCGCUCGCUUCUCCGGCGAGCUCCGGCGCCGCGCAGCACGCCCCGGAGCUCCCCACGGUCCGUCCAUCCCUCCCCUCCGGCCAUAUUCUCCGCUCCCGACCUCUACCGUCCGCUCGCAACCAAACCCUCGUGGCUAGGGUUUCGGGCAAAGCUUCGUCGGCGCAUCUCCGGCAGCCCCAGAUGCAGAUGAAGCACGCCAUGGGAGUUCCCCAUCCACCACGGUCGCCGCCGUCAAGCGCUUCUUCACGGAGAUGUGAAGGACCCCAUGGACCUGCAGCUCCUCAAGGUUUUAUCUUGUCCCCAUCCUAUCCCCUCCCCUUCCCGUCCCUUCCUCAUGAACAUACACAUUGGGUGACGGGAUGCACAACCACAGGACAAGGAGCAGGCUCUGGGUUCCCAGUGGACUCCCCAGCAGGCGCAUCUUUUGAGGAUGGCCACGAUAUUUAGAGGAUAGUGAAUUUGGUCAGCAUCCAAUGUAGAUAAAGGAAAUCAUAAUUUUCUAUUGGCAAUUUUCCCCAAGGUUUGAGCCUUCCCGUCCCUUAAAGCCAAUUUCUGUUUGAGCCUGCAGCAGAAUAUGUGUGCCCCAAGGUUUGAGGUGUGGCUUGUGUUGUUACCAAACGGCAAUGGAGAUUUCAAACUUUCUAUGUAAAUUCGUACGAGUAGAUUUCUUUUUAUUUAACAUCUCUAAAACAAUUAUCUAGAAGCAUUCGUUUGUAUGUUUUCAGUUUUUCAGAGAAGAAACACGUGUACAUGUUUAUCAGAUUUUUUGGGGAAAGAAGCCUACAGAGUACACAAUGAUUUGGGAUUUUGGAUGUUUCCCAUGGUCAUGCACGAAUUUAGUUAUUGAGCAACUAAGCAUCUUAGCCACCCGGUUGCUGAUUUCAUUCAUCACGCGACCAGUGUGGCUAAAGGCGAAUGCAGGUAAACCAAAAUUCUAUAUUGAACAUGCGGUACCUCCAUGGUAAAAGAAAGCUAGCCAGCGGGGCAUCAGAUGGGCCUGCUCAGCUAGCUUUAGAUUUUGUUCUGCAUCAAGAUUACAGAUUUAUAAUGCUAGGUUAACCAAUUCCAACGCAAGUGGCAUGUAUUUCUAUAUUUCUCUGUCCAUUGUAAGGAGUACAAACUGUAAAAAUUCCCACAUUAUCUCAAACAUCUUGGUGUAUAUCUAUGGUCUCUUUGUAUUGCUCUGAGGUUGAUCUGAUUUCUCUAUAGGCUCAAAAAUAAAGUACUGGCAUAUAUCCUAAAUCAUCUUUAUAUCACUUUGUAAGAGCAGCUGACAGGGGUGCAUGCCUUGCUUGAAUGCGCACAAAAUCAUGUUAAUAUAAUUUAUUGCCCUGAGUGAAAUAUUUGAACUAUUUCUUACUGUGUACAAGCUUAUUCUAUAUUACUUUGAAGAAAAUAGAAACUUUUAUAAUUAUCAUCUUUUAUGUGGGGGGGUGCUCCAUUAUUAAAUCUAGAAGUUCGUAGUAGAUAAUAUGUCAUUGUGUUGUUUGAAGACUGACUUGCUCUUUUGACUGGCAAAAUGUUGAUACUGACUAGAGGGCAGAAAUUGAGUUGAUCGCUACUUCUUUGCUUAAUUAAUUAGUCUUAUUCUUGGUGAAUUUUUAUUGUCAUCCUACACAAAUUAUGCGGGGGUAAGAGUACCAAUUGUUUUAUGGGCAUGCUGAGUGCGUAUUUCUGCAGUACUAAAUAUUGUUUAUUACCCCAAAUUGCUUUGUCGGAGGUAUAAUUUAUUCUCUGAUACUCUGUUUUGUGGGCCAAGCCGCAACAUAUCUUGAAAAUUCUAGCUCGACAUAUCUUUGUGUGACUCAUGUCCACAUGUGUUAAGUUGUUUUGAGUAUAAUCUUAAACAGGUGGAAGCGGAAUUAUUGUGUAUGAUGUUGUCUAGGUACAUAACAUAUACACUUCAAAGCACCCUUUGUUUAUUUGAAGAGUUUUGUAGCUUCUUUUCUAUCUUUCAAAAUUGCAGCUUUUCUUAGUUAGCGUUACUGAAUUACUUAAAAGUAAUUAACUUGUGCAUUCUGAAUACUGAAGGUGAUGGUUCUAGGCAUAGAGGCUGCUUGGCUUUGACUGAACUUGCUCAGAGGGGGUUGCUGCUCCCGUUAACCAAGUGUACAAGGCAAAGUUAUGUGGUGGGUCGUUUGAAGAGCUUGGCGCGGCGAUGUGGCAGGCUGCUCUGCAGCGGCACGAAUGGAUAGCUCGGUCAAUGGUGGCGGGACGACCGACUGAUCUGCGGCAGCGUGGAAGGAGAGCUCGGCAGUCAACGGCGGCUCGACCAGCUGGUCUGUGACAUUUCAGAGGGAGAACUUCUUGUACUGGUGUGCGUAUGCAUAGGUGCUGUACUAUCCUGGGUGCUCACUCCCCCAGGAUCCCACAAGUUCGCAUAGAGCUCAGACGUCGUUGGCGGCGUGGCAGGCUAAUCUGCCACCUCCACACGAGGAAUAUAUCACAUUCAAAAGUUGCUGCUCCGUGAUUAGGGCAUUGCAUUCAGGCAUUCAUUAUAUUAGAAGACAGAUUUAGCUAGCACUUGGUUCCAUCGGCAUUGUAGGGCCUUGAAUAUUUUCAAUCCUUGCCAGGACAGUUCUUGCCAUGAACGACGGGUCUCUCUCUGUGGUCUUAGUCCAAAAGCUGAAAUAGGGAACAAGAUGUGCCUUGCCGUGUGGAGUGUUGGGUAUCUUCUGCACUUGCUCCAUCAGCUGCAAAAACUAUAGCCCAAAAGCAGCAUACUGUUACUAUUUCAUAUCAUCUGUUGAUGAUUUGUUUUUUCAUAAUUGAACUGGCAAAUGAUGAAAAGGUGUAAUGUUUAAGGAUUUUUGCUAGAUGAUUUAUUGAUCCGAUUUAACUUUAGUAGGCAUCUGGGUACUAUUUAUGAAUUGAUAGUGCACCUUGCUUAAA
Molecule: messenger RNA, 6563 nt
Organism: Triticum aestivum (bread wheat)
Lineage: Eukaryota; Viridiplantae; Streptophyta; Magnoliopsida; Poales; Poaceae
Product: protein YIPF7
Exons: 4
Coding region: 562-1200 (212 amino acids)
Biological process (GO): vesicle fusion with Golgi apparatus; endoplasmic reticulum to Golgi vesicle-mediated transport
Cellular component (GO): trans-Golgi network
Source: RefSeq, a predicted model, not a curated record